AUGUGUAGCUUAAGGCAAGACAGCCUUGAACCAAGAGCCGGGAUGGUGUGUAAGCAUGGCUGCAAGUGCUUUGCCUGUGGUCGCCGUGGAGGGAAACAGGCCAAAGCCGGGGCCCUGCAUCAGCUGAGCCUUUGGGCCUCCGAGCACCGCUCCGUGGGACGCCUGGGGCGCUACGCGCAGCAGCUCGCCGCGGAAGCCGCGGAGACGCCGCGACCGGCGAAGAGGCGAAGAACGAAGGCCUUGGAGGACUUGCAUCCAGGGCCGUCGGAGAAGCCGGUCGAGGAGAGUAGCAGCCAGGGACUUGCCAAAGUGCUCCCAUGGUUGGACGCCCAGUGGAGUCCAAAUGCCUUCGCAACCUUGGCAACUCUGAGCAGGAGCUUUUUGAAAGACUUCGCGCUGGAAGUGAUGCAGCAAAACCGUCACAAGGCCUUGCAAGUGCGCCUGGCCCUGUUGGAGCAAGAUGUGCCUCCCCCAAACGGCCCGGCACAACGUGCGCUGGAGGCCACGCUGCGUUGUUGGUCGCACUUUCGUCAGAACCUGAAAUUCUGUUCAUCGACAGGAGUUGAAGACUUUGAGAAAGCCGUCAGCGAUCUUGAUCAUCGAAGGCAGAGGCUCAAGGCGAUGCUCGAAGGUUCCUGAGAGCAGCGGCUGAUCGGAGGAAUUCUUUUUCGGCCUAACGGGGAAGACACGUUGAUCGUGUUGGCGUGGCAAAACCUGG
This is a messenger RNA of Cladocopium goreaui, 718 nucleotides long. The record is from the annotation of a GenBank genome assembly. NCBI's taxonomy places the organism in Eukaryota, Dinophyceae, Suessiales, Symbiodiniaceae.